This is a messenger RNA of Solanum stenotomum, 1550 nucleotides long. RefSeq names its product F-box protein SKIP23-like. The record is from RefSeq and is a predicted model, not a curated record. Bases 41 to 1261 code for a protein of 406 amino acids. Lineage: Eukaryota; Viridiplantae; Streptophyta; Magnoliopsida; Solanales; Solanaceae. The transcript has a single exon. Gene Ontology annotation, molecular function: protein binding.
AACCUCUUCAACUACAUUUAACUUGCAAUUUUUGCUGAAGAUGAAAGACCAGAAGACCAAGAACAUAUAUUCUUGGCCCGUAUGGGAUGAUCUUCCUGAAGAACUACUUGUUAAGAUCAGCAAGUGCCUCAAAUACUCAUUUCAAGUAGGUCAUUUUCGUGCUGUUUGUACCUCUUGGAGAUCCGCAGUUCCAUUCCCCCCUCAUACAAGACUCUCAAUUGUCCCUAAAUACAUUCCCAGUAAAAAGCCUCAUAGUAAAUACAUCAGAAGAUUAGUUUUCCGGCUUGAUCUUCAACAACUUCCACCUUCAUCAUCCACACCAUCACUCACCAGUUAUUUGAUAGCUGUGGCGGAACAAUUCAAAGGAGACGGCCAAAGCCAACUCCGCCUAUUGAACCCGGUCACUGGAAGUCCUAUUCCUAUCUCCUCAUCACCAUCAAACUUGUUUCCAAGAGAAAUUAAUUUGAACAAAUUUCGCGUCUCUAUACUGCAUAAAUCUUCCUUGACGUUGCGUGCAGAUACAAAUCGCUGUCUUAUUGGCAAAGUUGUUCAUCUUUCCGCUCUCCGCCAAUCCUCUGACGGACGUAAUCCGAAAGCAACUGCUAUUCUUGGGAGUGGAAAAGUGUCUUUAUUUACAAGUAAUACAAGAGGGAUAGUUAUCUUAAAUUAUAUGAUGGAUAGUCUUCUUAGAGGCCAUAACCUGAACAAGCCUUUUUAUCAUGAUGUGGUGAAGUAUAAGGAGAAAUGGUUCGCUAUUGAUCAAUAUGGGCGAGGGGUUAUGGUGGAUUCUUCUUCGAAAGUAAGUCUAGUUACAGAUCCUCUGUUUCAUCCAAACAGGAAUGGUUACUUUCAUAACCACCGGUCAUACUUGGUGAAAUCAUCAGGGGAUGCAGAUCUAUUUCUAGUGGACAGGUACUUGGAGAAACCAUCAGAGCAAACAAAUUACGCUGAACAACAUGCUGCAACCUCUGAUGAUAAUGCAAAGGAACCAGAGUGCGAUAUGGCAGUUAGAUUCAGAGUGUAUAAACUUGAGGAAGAGGAGCAUUGUUGGAAGGAAGUUACAAGCUUGAAUGACCAAGUCAUAUUUGUCGGAGACUAUGCAUCUUACUGGUCCUACUGUGUGUCUGCUAAAGAUUUUCCAGGGUGUAGAGGAAAUUUAAUUUACUUCACAGGUCAAUUCAGGAAAGCUGGGGAUGGAGAUCUCCAUGAUUUUUGGGAUGCGCUAAAACAUGAAAAAGACUACUCACUUUGGGGGAUUUGACAUGGAGAACGCGUUUAUUGGGCCAAUGGCAUGUUUCCCUGGUUACACUAAUUUUUUCUGGCCACCUCCUAGCUGGCUCAGCUGAGAUUUUCUCCAAUGCCAUGGUUAAAUGUACUCUUAUGAUCCAUUUUAUGUGUUAGAUUGAAUCUUGAAAAGUGAAAAAUAUUGUAUGUCACUGCUUCUUCAGUAAAUUCUAGACGAAGUCAUUCGAAUUGAAUUAAACAUUUUCAUUUGUGGUUAAGUGCAACCAUUUUUUGGCAGGGGAAAACCUAGAAGGUUACAUACAUGA